CCUCCCAGACGGAUGGACCUGGACGAGAUCCUCCCGGAUGUAGGACAGUUUGGGGCAUACCAAAAGCUGUUGUUGUACUUUGUACUAUUACCUUGUGUGUUGCCAUGUGGCUUCCACGCGUACAAUCAGCUGUUUAUGGCCGCGGCUCCCCAGCACUGGUGUCGUGUCCCGGAGUUAGACCAUUUGGACCCUUUCGUCGCCCGGAACCUCAGUAUUCCUGCGGAGUGGAAAGAAGGCGAGCCAGUAUUCAGUCAUUGUACAAUGUACGUGCGAAACUACAGUGAGCUGCGAUCACUACCUUCCAGUCAACACACUCUAGUGGACACAAACGUCACUAGCUGUAAACAUGGCUGGACGUUUGACUACUCCCAGUACGCCACUACUGUAGUGACAGAGUGGGACAUGGUGUGCCAAAAAGACUUUUAUAGCACUUUAGCACUAGUUUUGUUAGGAGCUGGGGGCCUUAUUGGGAACUAUAUAUUUGGAUAUCUGCAAGACAGUUUAGGUCGGAGGCCUUCAUUUUUCAUUUACCUAUUUAUAGAAUGUUUCUUCGGAAUCGCCACCGCCUUCGCUCAAGACUUCGCCACCUGGACGUUUUUUAGAGUCGGGGUAGGCUUUACAGUUCCUGCUAUUUUGGGCACACCAUACGUCUUAGCUAUAGAGCUAGUAGGACCGAAGCAUCGCACUGUUUGUACCAUCCUCACCAACAUAGCCUACUCUCUAGGACUAGUAGCUUUAGCAGCUGUAGUUUAUCUCAUAAGAGACUGGAGACAGCUUGCUCUGGCCACGUCUGUGCCUUUUCUAUCAUUCUUCCUCUACUGGUGGGUUCUGCCAGAGUCCCCCCGCUGGCUCCUGGCGAGAGGAAGGUUCGAGGAAGCGGAAAAGAUACUAAAAAAGAUGGCCAGAGUUAACGGGAAGUCUCUCCCGGCCAAUUAUAUGGUCCACCUUAAGAGAAAAUAUCAAGUAGAAAGAUACAUGCAACAGAAAGACAGCGACAAGGAUCAUAAUAGAAGAUAUGGUGUAAUGGAUCUUCUCAGAACACCAAACCUCAGGAGGAAAACUCUCAUCAUCACCUUCAUAUGGUUUACAAACACCUCGGUAUAUGUUGGCCUUUCCUACUACGCACCAGCUCUGGGUGGUGACGAGUUCCUCAACUUCUUCUUGGCCGGUGCUGUAGAACUGCCUACAUACAUAGUGCUGUGGCCAGCCAUGGAAUGCGCUGGUCGACGAUGGACCUUGUGUGUAAGCAUGGUUAUAGGAGGUCUAGCCUGCCUUGGGACUCUACUGGUUCAGCAGAGUCCAACAUGGACUCUAGCCCUGUAUUGUGUGGGCAAGAUGGGUAUUUCAUCCUCCUAUGUGGUGCUACCCCUGGUGGCAUCAGAGCUCUACCCCACAGUAGUCAGAGGGUUGGGAAUGAGUUUUAGCAGUGUAGCGGGGAUGGUGGGGCCAGUACUCAUACCCAUCGUCAACUACCUCGGAUCGGAAAUGCUGAUUCUGCCUCUUCUGAUCAUGGGAGCUCUCCUCGUCUCUGGAGGACUGAUAAGUCUUCUGUUACCAGAGACGCUACAUCGUCAUCUGCCCCAGACACUUGAGGACGGUGAAGAAUUCGGUGGAACUUUACUUGGUUGUUGUCCUAGCUACAAAGUUGGCGAUGUAGACAAACAUGGAAAACCUCCUCCAACUAUAGUUCCUGAGUCACCAAUUAAAAGCUUGCUGACAGCUGUUCCAAAGGAAACGCCACUUUCUACCCCAGUGGCUACUGAUGGGACGUCAUCUACUGAUGUAACUUCGGACACUACCUUGUCAGUGCAGGAGCAUACAAUGAGAGUCACUGUCGUUUGACAUUCUCUAGGCAUCCACCCUUUUACAUACACUAACUACAUCUAACUACUACACACGAGCAUUUACGUUGUUUGUCAAUCCUUCUGGACCAACGUAACUUCAUAAACUAUCAAGCUAGACCUUAACAGACAUACGUCUACUUAACUGACCAAACAUUCUGAACCAACGUAGCUAAAUGAACUAUUAAGCCAAACCUUUACUAUACCCAAAUACAGACAUACAUCUACUGACCAAACAUUCUGAACCAACGUAACUUCAUGAACUACCAAGCCAGACCUUAACUAUACCCAAUUACAGACAUACAUCUACUGACCAAACAUGCUGAACCAACGUAACUUCAUGAACUACCAAGCCAGACCUUAACUAUAUCCAAUUACAGACAUACGUCUACUUAACUGACAAAACCUUCUGAGCAAACGUAACUUCAUGAACUAUCAAGCCAGUCCUUAACUAUAUCCAAUUACAGACAUACGUUUACUUAACUGACAAAACCUUCUGAACCAACGUAACUUCAUGAACUAUCAAGCCAGAUCUUACCUAUAUCCAAUUACAGACAUACGCCUACUUAACUGACCAAAACUUCUGAACCAACGUAACUUCAUGAACUAUCAAGCAAGACCCUAACUAUGUCCAAUUACAGACAUACGUCUACUUAACUGGCAAAACCUUCUGAACCAACGUAACUUCAUGAACUAUCAAGCCAGGCCCUAACUAUAUCCAAUUACAGACAUACGUCUACUUAACUGACCAAUCCUUCCGUACCAACGUAGCUUCAGGUUACGAAGAAUCCCAAACCAUGUGAUUACAGUCAGAUGUUUCCUUCUAGUUGGCCAAACGUCUUGUACCAAAGUAACUUAAAAUAUUAUCACGAUAGACUCUAACUACACUUAACUAAAUAUAGACAACUACCUCUUUGGCAAAAUCAUAGGACAUCAUCAUGUCAGUGCAAAAACUCACGUUAAAAUUACUAUAGUCUUGAUCAGUUUUAAGACUGGCUUACGACGCGCUAUCACAUUUUUGCCGGUCGUUGAGUACCCACAUAAUAUGUUAAGCUUGUACCGAUGUAAAAAAUGUGUUUUAUAAAUCUGUUAAUAUUCUCCCUUUGUUAGGAUUAUUCAUUUAAAAACAAAGGGGUACCUCUAAUGUUAGUGGAGAAGAAUAUAGUUAUAAAAUAAUAAAUGUUUAUUAAAAUCAAUAUUUUUUUUCAAAAAUCUUAAGAAAACGUUUAUGUUAAGAAACUUUAUUUACCGGUAUAUUUAUCUAAAGAAAAGGCGUAAGAAAUUAUGGUUUUAAAAUUAUGUUAGUUUUUAAGUACAUAAGAAUUUUUUACAUACUUUCUUACCUUUUUACUGUUUUCCAGAUGGUAUGUGACCAAAUAAGUAAGUCUUAUUUAUUUGUAUUCAAUAUCAAAUUGUGUGAGAUUGCAAGAAGUAAUUCGUCAAAACUUUAGUUUAUAACUUUCACCUCGUGCCUUUGAAUAUUUUGUAUAAGAUUAUU
Molecule: messenger RNA, 3339 nt
Organism: Macrosteles quadrilineatus (aster leafhopper)
Lineage: Eukaryota; Metazoa; Arthropoda; Insecta; Hemiptera; Cicadellidae
Product: beta-alanine transporter-like
Exons: 12
Coding region: 13-1842 (609 amino acids)
Biological process (GO): transmembrane transport
Cellular component (GO): membrane
Molecular function (GO): transmembrane transporter activity
Source: RefSeq, a predicted model, not a curated record